AUGAAGUCUCUUGAAAUUCUUUCCCUUAAUACUAACAAACUACAAGGUGAGAUUCCAGUUUCCUUUGGGAAUAUAUGCACAUUGCAGGAAUUACACCUUGACAAUAACAACUUGAGUGGGGAAAUUUCAAACUUCAUUCAAAAUUCUUCAUGGUGCAACAGACACGUAUUUCAGAUUUUGGAUUUAUCUCAUAACAAGAUUGGUGGAAAUCUAGAUAAUCUUUCAAUUUGUUCAUCUUUGAGGAUGUUAGAUCUUUCCAAUAAUCAGUUAAAAGGAGAAAUACCUAAAAGCAUUGGGUUGCUAGACGAGUUGGAAGAGCUCCACCUGAAGGAGAAUUACUUUGAGGGUGAUGUUAACGAAUUGCAUCUCACAAAUUUGUCCAAAUUGGAGAAAUUAGACUUAUCAGACAACUCGUUGUCUGUGAGGUUUGGUACUACCUGGAUUCCAACUUUCCAAUUAGUUUAUUUGCGACUUGCUUCUUGCAAAUUGUGUCCUAGUUUCCCAAGUUGGUUGCAUACUCAAGGUUACUUGAACUGUCUAGAUAUUUCUGAUACUGAGAUUGAUGACUAUGUACCAGAUUGGUUUUGGAACAAGUUACAAUCUAUACGUGAGAUGAAUAUUUCUUACAACAGUCUCAAAGGAAUAACUUGUCGGGGAAUUCCAACAUGUUUGAGGAAUUUUACUACAAUGAUGGAAAAGGGAGUAGUUAAAAGUGAAGGAGUGUAUCGAGGAGGCUAUGCGAUAUAUGACUCCAAUGUGUUAUUGAUGUGGAAAGGUCAAGAGCAUAUGUAUUGGAAUCCAGAGAAUUUUCUAAAGAGCAUUGAUCUCUCUAGUAAUGAUUUAACUGGUGAAAUACCAAAAGAAGUUGGAUAUUUACUUGGAUUAGUUUCUUUGAAAUUAUCAAGAAGCAACUUAGGUGGAGAAAUUCCCUGUGAUAUCGGGAGUUUAAUUUUACUAGAAUUUCUUGACUUGUCAAGAAAUCAAUUCUCUGGAAAAAUUCCUUCUGCCCUUUCCAAAAUUGAUCGUCUGGCUGUCCUAGACUUGUCAAAUAACUUUCUAAUUGGAAGAAUCCCUUGGGGAAGGCAGUUGCAAACCUUUGAUGCCUCUAGUUUUGAAGGAGACCUUGAUCUUUGUGGUGAACAACUGAAUAAAAGUUGUCUUGGAGACAACACAACAACAAAGCCUCAAGGAGUUGCAAAUUAUGAGGAUGACAAUUCACUUUUCUAUGAAGCAUUGUACAUGAGCAAGGGGUUAGGAUUCUUCACAGACUAUAUUAUUCUAAUGGUUGAAGUGAACCCAAGUGCCGCAGGAAGCUCAAGGACUAGCAGUUACUUCUCCAAGAAACGAUUAUUUGUCAUGUUGGGAAGAAAUUAUAGCUGGUGUGCUCUGUUUAGAGUUGUAUUGCAGUACUACUCCUAUGCCUCUGUUCCCGCUACCGAGGCUAUCUAG
Molecule: messenger RNA, 1449 nt
Organism: Sphenostylis stenocarpa
Lineage: Eukaryota; Viridiplantae; Streptophyta; Magnoliopsida; Fabales; Fabaceae
Source: the annotation of a GenBank genome assembly